CUAUAUAUUGUUAACUAGGGGUACUCCAGGUAUAUACCAGAUUAUUCUGGUUCAUACCAAUUAAACAAAAUUAGUAUUCAUGUGAAAAAUCAUUAGCAUCGAAUAAAUUUAACCAUGUAUUGAACAUAUUUUUAAACUAUCUACAUUUAUAUUUGAAUAAAAUACGAUAUUACAAAUUGACUAACAAAUAUUAAUAUUUAAAGGAAACAUAUAGGGUACACAAUCCCGACCUGCAAAAUCUUGGUCAUAUCACAAUGUCGUUGGUGGAUUCACGAUAUUUACCUCCAACCUGGUAUGGAGGCUCUCCCUACAACCCGUCCACAUGUGCUCAGUCUAUUGACUGAAAUAAUUAUUUUAUUUUUCUUUUCUAUUACCAUUGAUCAUUAAACAUUAAUGACUAACGGAAGGAAAAGAGACGGAAUAAUCAUUUCUUCUCUUUCUUGUGAUACUUAGCAUAAUUAAAUAUAUAAAAAAGGUGAAUCCAUCAAUAAAAAAAGGUUGAAGCUAAGAAUUUUUCAAUAUAUAGCACUUCCCCUGUUUCCUUUUCUUUUUCCAUAAAUAAAAUCGAUCGAUAUGGCCGCCUCCUCCAGCACAAGUGCGACUGCAGCAGCAGCGGCAGCAGCUGCUCAAGAGCGGCGGACUGUAGAUUUCCACUCAACCGUGUGGGGCGACUUCUUUCUUACUCAUGUCUUCGCCGACCAAGAGACUGUAAACGGGUGGAACGUGGGGAUUGACGCGCUGACGGAGAACGUGAAGGCGAUGCUACUGUCAGCUCCGACGACGUUGUCGGAAAAGCUGAAGCUGAUCGACGUGGUGGAGAGGCUUGGCAUCGGAUACCAUUUCGAAGAAGAGAUCGAAGAGCAGCUCCGACAGAUCUAUCAUGGGAAUAACAUUGACAACGAGGACGAUCUCUUCACCGUUGCACUGUACUUCAGACUGCUCAGGCAACAUGGCUACAACGUGUCUGGUGACAUAUUCAAGAGGUUCCAGCUGAAUGAAGAAGAAGAGGAGGAGGAGGAGGGAAGCUUCAAGGAGGAGUUGAGGAGUGACGUUGAAGGUAUGAUGGGCCUGUACGAAGCUGCACAUCUCCGCAAGCAUGGGGAGACGAUACUAGACCAAGCCAUUGAGUUCGCGACGGCGCAACUGACGAACUACACUAUCGAGCAAUCGUCCCAAGGGCAGUUGGAUCAUGAUGAUCAACAGCGUAAGUCGUUGGCGGCGAAACGGGUUGCUCGUACGUUGAAGAGGCCACUCCGUAAAGGCGUGGAGAGGCACGAGCAGCUCUUCUUCAUCUCUGUUUACGAGCAGAUGGACGGUCACGACGCCAUUCUCCUGAAGCUGGCUAAGUUGAGCUGGAAUUCCGUGCAACACUUGUACCAACAAGAGCUCAGGAGCUUUACACGAUGGUGGAUCGAUCUGGACUUCGCCACGAGGCUGUCUUUUGCGCGAGACAGAUUGAUCGAGAUUUACUUCUGGGCCAUGGGAGCCAUGUGGGAACCCAAAUUUUCGACGGCUCGAUACAUCCUGUCUAAAGUUGCCAUGCUUGUGUCCGUGGUUGAUGACAUCUAUGAUGUCCACGGUAAAAUCGACGAACUCGAGCUUUUCACCACUGUCGUUGAGGGAUGGGACACCAGCAUGAAGGAUCUCCCCGACUACAUGAAAAUAUAUUUUGGAUCACUUAUUGAUGUGUUGCAUGAAGUGGACACGAUUACAACCGGAGAAGGAAGGCCCUACUGUUUGGAAUACGGAAAGCAGGCGGAGAGGAAUCAAAUGAGAGCAUACCUGACAGAAGCAAGAUGGUUUGCCAGAGGGGAGGUGCCGACGGUAGAGGAAUACCGGCGCGUGGGGAUAUACUCUUGCGCCUACCCGUUACUGUCAUACGCAUCCCUCGCCGGAAUGGGUGAAAAGGCACCAAAGGAGGCGUUCGAUUGGCUGCUCGCGGAUCCCAAGAUCCUCGUCGCUGUCUCCGAUCACUGUCGCCUCAUGGAUGACAUCGUAUCUCACGAGUUCGAGCAGAAAAGAGGACAUGUCUCGUCAUCGGUGGAAUGCUACAUGAAGCAGCACCAAGUGUCGAGAUUCGAGGCGGUUGAUGCGUUGUACCAAAUGGCGGAGGACGACUGGAAGAUCGUAAACGAGGAGUGCCUCGACAUCAACCGCCCCGAUUUCGUUUCCAAGGAAGUUAUUUCCAUGUUAGUGGGACUUGCAAAGGUGAUAGAAGUUCUGUACAAGGAUUUCGAUGGAUAUACCUUCUCCGACACCACCACCAUGGACAUGAUGACUGCUCUGCUCGUCACUCCCAUGGACGUCGGCCGGCCCUAGCUAUGAUCCUGUUUAUGGUGUGCUAUUGUCUGCACGUGCAAGAAUAAUAAGGCUGCUACGCUAGCGAUAUCCGUUUGUUAUGUAUUCCCUAGCUCGUGUGACAUAAAUUUCCUUUCUUUGAACUUAGUGAUGAUGUGUGUGUUCUUAAUAUUAUUAUUAUUGUAAUUCUGAUGAUGAAUGAAUGUUUGUGCCGGCUUUGGUUGUUACUCAUGGUAAUCGCAGUUACAAAUAUAAUAGCUAUAAUCAACAGUAACAAACGUAAGGGUGCAAUUUUUUUUUUCUUGUUAGUACGGUGCUAUAACACUCAUUCCAGCCAAUAUCAAUAUUUCGGUUUGAUGAUUUUUUUUAUUUAUUAUAAGGGGUUUAUCACAAUGAAUGUGGAUUUAUAAAGGGAUGGCACACUUGUAGUUAUUAAAAAUUAGUGGGACACUUGUAAUUAUUAAAAAUUAGAAUGAGAUACUAACCAAAUUAAGUUGAUACGAGUUGAGAAAUCGAUACUCCGCAGUUACGGGCACCCUUAAAUAACUAAUCCAGAAGUAAACCACAAAGGGUAGAACCGGGCUCUCUGAUACCAACUUUGUCACGACCCGACCCUGGUUGUGACCGGCGUGUGGAUAAUCCUAUCAAACCGUUCAAAAUCCACACAAGCCUAAAUUCCAUACUUCAAAUAUCAAAUACUGGGUCGAUAACAACCAAUGAACUGAAUUCUUACAGUUCAACCAGACUCAUCGCAAAUGACAAAUGAUACAAUCUUAAACUGCACACUCCUAAUACAAAUCCAACCUAAACUGCGGAGUGCUACAAAGAUGAUUACAAAGUACCGUUAACAAUCUAGCUAGAGUGAUCCUCAAUUCCGAUGCCACUAAGUAACCCAAUUAGAAUCCACUGAGGCCAAGUCUAAGGCGAUAGGAACUACUCAGACCUUAUCUGGAAAAAAAAAAUAGUUGUCGAUGGAUGAGUCGACGCUCGAUAAGUAAUAGCUAUAACUCACAACAUACAAAUAAAAAUAUUCAAAUACUAUCUUUAGUAAAGUACCAAUAAAUUUAAAUUGGUUUAGAAACUAAAAAUCAAUCAAAGAAUAAAAUCCAGACUUCUAUGUCUUCAAAUCAAGUAGGAAAAAUUCAACAAAUCAUUGGAAGACGUCAAACUCAUAUUCUCUACAAUUUCCAAAAGUACAAAUCAGAUAAAUACCAAUAAAACACAUUUCAAAUG
Molecule: messenger RNA, 3531 nt
Organism: Linum trigynum
Lineage: Eukaryota; Viridiplantae; Streptophyta; Magnoliopsida; Malpighiales; Linaceae
Source: the annotation of a GenBank genome assembly